Messenger RNA from Octodon degus (degu), 4830 nucleotides. It is a transcript of the gene Fbxo33, whose product is annotated as F-box protein 33. Lineage: Eukaryota; Metazoa; Chordata; Mammalia; Rodentia; Octodontidae. The transcript has 4 exons. Gene Ontology annotation, molecular function: protein binding. The record is from RefSeq and is a predicted model, not a curated record. Gene Ontology annotation, biological process: SCF-dependent proteasomal ubiquitin-dependent protein catabolic process; positive regulation of protein ubiquitination. Gene Ontology annotation, cellular component: SCF ubiquitin ligase complex. The coding region runs from base 1420 to 3078 and encodes 552 amino acids.
CAAGGCCAGCCAGCACUACAAAGCAAAAUCUUGUCUUAAAACACCCCAAAACAAACAAAACAUUUGAAUGAGUGUCAGAAAUUAAAAUCCAAGGCUCAACUUCCUAAUUCACUGCUGUUACCACUGAACGGUGAUUAAGUACUAACAAGAAGUAUUUAGAUGGAAAUGUUGCAGAUAAGCCUUCAGAGAAACACCUUAAGUUCACUGGGGUGCAGUCACGGGACACUUUUGUUUGCCUAGUUAGGCAGCGAGGGCGCGGGUGGGAACCCCGAGCUAACCCCGCAUUGUGCCAACCUGGGGGCAGGCGCGAGGUACGCAACCCACGAUGAUGCGUAACACGAGCUGUGCCCUUUCGGGCUGAGAGCACUGAGUCACUCUGUGGAUGUUUACAAGAGAACGACACUGCUCCAGAAUCCUAGUUAAAGUUUUGAAGGGUCAGCCUCCCUAAAACAAUCCUCAAUUAUUACAAAAAAACUCUUCGUCUUUUUUGACUUCACUGAGGAUCCCCAGUUCUCCACUUACUUGAAUGGUGCUGUGGAAGCUAAGGGACAAGAUUUCGAAAAUUCUUCUCCAGCUAGCAAGGCUACCUUCAAAUCUCGCCUGGAGGACUGUGAGCUCCUCCUUAAGCCCGGGGAGUCGCUCGUACUCGGCCACAUGCCGUCCCCUCUGCACCCGAGAGGCGGCGCCAUCUUCAUUCCUUCCUCGCCUCGCCGGGAGGCGCUGCGCCCCCUCUCCGCCCUGGCGCGCAUGCGCAGGGCUUCCGGGCCAGUCCGCGACUCCACCCUAGGGCGCAAUCUCAGCCAUCCUGACACUGUGGGCAGAUGGUACGGCUGAUAAAGACCCUGCAUACCGGCACUGACUAAUAGCCCUCAAGCCAGCCACUGAGAAACGUGUGAACAGAAGCAGAGACACCUCUCACUCAGAUUCCAGCACUUCCACAGGCCACGAGCCCAAAGAUCUGAGUGCAAAGGCGGCCCACUGCGGGCAUGCGCACUCCCACCCCCGCAGCACGCCGCUGGCCAGAGUGCGUCAGGGAUCACGUGCCGCGUCUCUCUUUCCUCCCGGCAACCAGGCGCUCCCCUGUUCCGGAAGUCGCGCAAGUCCGCGUUGGGCCCCGCCCACUAUCGGUGACGUUACACUCAGCGCCUACCACUGCCCAGCCUCCGCCGCCGGGUUCGGGGAGAUUGGCGGUUUCCUUUCUAUAAACGCUGUAGCUUCCGUACUCCUAGACGGUACAGACUAGGCGUUUAGAGUUAGAAACGGGGUAGCCUCUGGAAGCGUGUGAGUAAAGUGUGCAAGGCCAGCGGCUGGCGAGCUGCAAACCACCGCCGCAGAGGCCUCUCCCCCUCUCCGCAACUUGCGCUCCACUUGGUUCCGCCGAGACCCACGACGGUUCCGCCCCCUUCUUCCUUGUCAUUGAUGUUGUUGUUCUUGUCAGUGCCGCAGCCCCGACCGCCGGGAGUUCGAACCCGAGCCGGGGCCGCCCGGGUGGCGCGGUGGCGGCGGCAGCUGCGACGGCUGCGGGGGCUGCUCCGGGGACUGCGGGGGCGGCCGGGGACCGGCGGCCGGCGGCGGGGCCGGAUGGCUCUGUGCGGGCAGGCGGCGGGCGCCGCGUCGCUGCCCAGCGAGCUGAUCGUGCAUAUCUUCUCCUUCCUGCCCGCGCCCGACCGGCUGCGGGCCUCGGCCUCCUGCUCGCACUGGCGCGAGUGCCUGUUCUACCCGGCUCUGUGGCCCCAGCUCCGCAUCUGCCUCCGCGUCUCGCCCGCGGAGCAGCCUCGGCUCGAGUUCCUCAUGCGCAAGUGCGGCUGGUUCGUACGAGAGUUGCGCGUUGAGUUCGCCGCCGAAAAUUACCUGAGCGGAGGCGGCGGCCCGGGCGACGGAGGCGGUGCGGACGCGGGGACCGGCGGAGAAGAGGUCGAGGCCCUGCAGCUGUCCUCCCGCUGGCUGGAAGUGCUGCGCACCUACUUAGAGCUGGUGCUCUGCGUGCUGGUCAGCAUCCGGAACAACAGGAACCUCCAGAAAUUUAGCCUUUUUGGAGACAUAAGUGUUCUACAACAGCAAGGAAGUUUGUCAAAUACAUACCUCAGCAAGGUGGACCCUGAUGGCAAAAAAAUUAAACAAAUUCAGCAGCUGUUUGAAGAAAUAUUGAGUAAUAGUAGGCAGCUAAAGUGGCUGUCCUGUGGAUUUAUGCUGGAAAUAGUGACCCCAACAUCACUGUCAUCUCUCUCUAACUCCAUUGCCAACACCAUGGAGCACCUGAGUUUACUGGACAACAAUAUUCCUGGUAACAGCACUCUUAUCACUGCAGUCGAACUGGAGCGAUUUGUCAAUCUGCGCUCACUUGCUCUGGACUUCUGUGACUUUACAGCUGAGAUGGCGAGAGUCUUAACCGAUAGCAACCAUGUGCCUUUGCAGCGACUGUCUCUCCUGGUCCACAAUGUUUCUGUGAUGCACAAGUCUCUGGACAACAUGCCCAACGAUGAGCAUUGGAAGGCCCUGUCACGAAAGAGCACUAGUCUCCGUGUCUACAUCAUGGCAUUUGAUAUUAAAAGUGAAGACAUGCUGAAGAUCCUGAAACCCAGUAUACCACUGGAGAGGAUUCACUUUGACAGCUACGUCACGUGUGUUUCAGGGGCUAUUGUGGAUCUCAUAUCCAGGCAGUAUGACAAGUUUCUCACUCAUUUUAUAUUGAUGAAUGAUGUGAUCGAUACGUCUGGCUUUCCAGAUCUUAGUGACAACAGAAAUGAAGAUCCAUUGGUUUUAUUAGCAUGGAAGUGCACAAAGCUCUCUCUCCUAGCAAUUCAUGGUUACACGGUGUGGGCGCACAACCUCAUUGCCAUUGCUCGUCUCCGUGGCUCUGAUCUAAAAGUGCUUGAAGUCACUGAAGAAAGCAUUGAUUUUGACCAAGGUGAACUGGCUGACCAGGAUGUGGACCCAGUACAUAACCUUAUCGAGCAGGUAUCCCUUGGCCUGGGUCAGCCUUGGCACGCAGUCAUGGACAUCGAGUCCCUCAGUGUCUUCACUGAACCAAAUCGUCAUUUUUACAGAGAGAUGCAAACCUUCAGUGAAGACGUUUAGCUUUUUUUAAAUGUACAAUUCCUGUGGUUACAUAUGCAAGUAGGGUCCCAUUAUUUUUUUUUUCAGUAGUGUGAAUUAAUCCCUUUGUGCUGUGUUUAAUCAGUAUUAGCUUUAUAGAAUGAUAUAUGUAUAUUCUACUUCUUGAUCAAAGAACGUAGUCGGGUAUUGGUUUAGAAGUUCAAAGUGACAUUGUAUAGGGCUUUCACGGUUAAUAAAAUCCUUACCAGACCUUAAGGACAUACAACCGAAGAUUGUCUGAGGUUGCUGGCUAACUUUGUUUUUCACUGAGUUACUCUGCCUUUUUGAUAUUUUUAUUCUUUGUGUGUCAGAGUUCAGAGCUCAGGAGCCAAAAUAUUUUUAUACGUAUGUGUAUAUAUAUAUAUAUAUCCAUAGCCUGGUGGAUUUGUAUGCAAUGCACUGCAUCUAUGUAUUCCAGCAGCAUUUCAUUAAUUUGAUUUGAAAUGGAAGAAAGAUACUAUGGUCCCAAAUGGUUACCUUUAAUGGAAAGCCAACUAACUUUCAUUACCUAGAUAAUAGUUCAUAUCACCAGUUACCAUGGUGGAUUUCAUAUAGUACUAGAGUAGAACAUUGCUUAAUCCAUUUUUUAAUGCAUUUACAUAAACAUGAAUACUCAAACUGUUGGAUUUUUUUAUUAACUAUAUCUGACAUAAUUUUACUCAUCCAUUACAUUAUACAUUGAGUUAGCUUUCCAGCCCAGAUUUCAAGUAGUGGAGGAAGAAAGAAGCUAUUCCAGGGUAAAACCUCCGGAACAAAAUCAAAGUCGAGUUGUGAACACACAUGCUUAAAAACAUUAGUCGUGAAAUCCCUUGCAACGAGUCACUGGAUUUUUCUCUGUCAGCACGCAUGUCAGCUGCCAAAGAAUAGACUUAAAUGAAGUGCCCACAUGCUGGCAGGGGCCGGCCCACUCUGGCCAGCCAGAUACUGCUAGAUUGUAAUAUUUAAGGUCGAAUUUCGACCUGUGGUACACAGCUGUGCUGUGGCUCAGUCAGCAACCUCAACUCUGAAAAAACAAAAAAAAAAAGAAAAAAAAAAAAAAACCAUGCACCUGUUUCACUGUGAAUAGUGAAUGUAAAGGAAAGAAAGGAAAACCUGAAAGCUUGUUCUAUCAUAGGUAUGAGCUGCUAUUAUACAUGAAGAACAUUCCAUGAAGUAUGUUUUAAAACCUUGUUAUAUCUGAGAGGCUUUAAAAGCCAAUUUAACUGUUUCAGGGCAACCGCGGUACAGACGUGGUCUCUGUGAGACUUCCACCUGACCCAGUUUUAAGUGGUACGAAUGUUGUGCAUUUAACGUUAAAGGACAGUCUGCAAUAAUAAAGUAAGUAGCCAACGUGGGUGCCCAGCAGUGCUGAGACCUGGCUGCUCUAUUGUAAGCUUUGGAAACACAAUUUAUGCAACAGAUGUCCAGAUAUGAUUCUAUUUAUGGAAAAAGUUUAUAUGUUUUACAAAUGGUUUUACCAUCUUAUAUUAAAUGACCUUCUGACAGGUGUGCACUGUUUUGUCUCCAGUGAGCACAUACCAUGCGGAUUUUAUAUGUACAUCAGUAGUGUGAAUCCACUGGCACAGUGUGUGUAAAUGCCAGAUGUGGUGAGAUUUUAUCUUGUAUAUGUAAUCAGAUAAAAUAACUCCUGACAGAAACCUUAAGGAAACCAGCGGAAUGUUUGACCUGAUGACUGAUGUUGUAUGGUUUAUGUUAAAUGUAUAUUCUUUUAAUCAAUGAAUAAAGCAUUAAAAA